AGCAACACCUUUUCUUUUUAAGACCAACACAUUGACUAAACACGAGCUUGACUUGGGGGAAAAACAGACCAGUAGCUGAAGAUAAAGGACCUUAUUGUGACAUGAGCAAGCCUUUUGGAUGGGAAAAACCUUUUCAACAGUAGCCCAGCUGUUUACAGACUCCAUGUCUUAUUGAGAAGUUGAGAUGCUGGACAGAUUCAAACUGGGUGUCCUGCUGCAGUGGUUGAUUCUUUCCCCGUUGAGCCCGGCCUACGAAGCCUCAUCUCUGGGGCUCACAGUGCACGUUGUGCCUCUGGACGACAAUGGAGGGAAAACGGUGCGGGCUCAUUUCAGCGUCAUCACUCCCUCUCCUUGUCCAGAUUUAUCAGCAGUCUGUGCAGCAGGAGAGGACUGCCAGGCCCACCUCACUUCCUUACCUUUCAGCUACACCAAACCCAGCCCUGCGUGGUGUGUCCGCCAGUGGCAGAAGACAGUACCAAGCAAUUAUAACGCCGUUCUCAAUUUAGGGUCCAACACAGAGUUUUAUGUCUCGAUAAAUGCAGACCCAAAGGUUCGGGCGAAUAACGGGAAACUCAACAGACCUGCUUUCGUGGCUCUGCCUCCUCCACUACGGGCCAGUGUGAACUGUCCUGUCAACUUCCAUGUCUCAGCGAAGGACCUGGAUGGGGACAAAGUCCAAUGCCGCUUUGCUCGUGCUGACAAGGGAGAGUGUCGGGACUGUACUCCUCACUCUUUUAUGGAACUGGAUGAGGGGAGCUGCACUCUGACAUUUACUGGAAAAGCAGCCGCAGGACAAUACUUCAUCUACCUGAUGGCAGAGGACCUGAUCCCUUCACCUCCAACAAGACAGAUUUUAAAAAGCUCACCCCUCAGCUCUGUUCCUGUGCACCUGUCUCUCACCGUGGAGGAGUCGUCCUCCAGCUGCAGUUCUAAUCCCUGGCCCCUAGACGGGACCCCGGAAAAAGACUCAGUACAGUACGUCCUGCCAUUCCAGGAGGUGAAACUCAACGCUAACUACAAGUCAGACCUGGAGAGUGUUUCGGAGAUUGCGGUGGUCGGCCCCCCUGACCUGUACAGGGUUGGUUUUGCAUCCCUCGGCCCCCUGGCGGGAAUGACCAUGGGCUGGAUCCGCUCUGCAAACAACCUGACCCAGCUUUUGCCUGUCUGUUUUGUUGCAAACACCAACAGUUUUCAGUCAGAGCUGCGAUGUGUGUGGCUGUACCAAAGGGAACUGAGGACUCUGCCUGAUGGAACAGAGCUGAGGUGUAACCAGACAGAGAUGUCUCUGCUGCUCCCCAUCACCUCCCUCAGCAACAUCAACCUGGCUGAACUGCAGCUCAACAGCCCCACCUGCCCCGUCACUUACAACAACACACACUUGAUCGCACACAUACCCCUGAGUGGCUGCGGCACAAAGGCUGUGCACUCCGGUUCAGAGCUUGUUUAUACCAACACCUUGAAAAGUGUUCAUCACACCAUGAUCAGCCGUCAGCCCUCCCUCAUCGUCCCUCUGGCCUGCCGGAUCCCAGGAGUUCAGGUCAAGGGGCCACAGUAUAACGUCAGUAUGCCUACAGAGAGGGAAACUUUUGGUGAGUUUAGAGUCUGGAUAGAAUUUUACCUCCCAGGAGAUGGGCCCCUGGCAAAAUUCACAUCCACUCCCAAGUUUCGCUCCGAUUUCUUACCGCUACCAAGAGCUCGUCGGGAGGCAGGUGUGGUAAACAGCAUCUCCAUUAACAAUGCUAAAUCCCGUCUCCAACUUGGAGAGAAAGUCAAGCAGUUGGACCUAUUGGUGAUGUCUAACUGCAGUGUCGAACGAGCUGAGAUGAUAGUAACGAACUGCAAGGAAUCUGAGACGGAGGACUUUGCAGUAAGUCGACCUAUAUUGCAAAACGGAUGCAUGAUGUCCAACAACACACUGGAGAUUGUUACGGAAAAAAAAAAUGCCAAGAUUUACCGUCUGGAUGUGAACACAAUGGCAGUCACUGGAACAACGAUGUAUGUUGAAUGCAAACUCAAUCUGUGCAUCACCACCAAGCCCUCUGAUAGCUGCCCUAAUCUCUGUAACAACGUGAGAAGUUCGAGUGUUCUGAUUAACAGCGUGUUCACCGGCACGUACACUGUCCGCUCUGGGCCUGUGAGUCUUUUGGUCGGUGAUUAUUUGGGCCAGACUGUUACAACAACUGAAAAACCGAUUACCAGCAUAACCGAAGCUCCUAAAAGCAAUGCUACACUGCCUACUGAACCAACAGUUCCCAAACCAACUACUACUCCAGGAAGUACUCCACAAAUUUCCAGCAUAACUAGCGCAACUACCAAAGUCACCAGUAGUACCACCACAUCUCAAGCUCCAGAAGUGGCCACAUCCAGGACAACAGGUGUGAUUCUGUUGACUAUCAGCAUUUUCCUCCAAAUGAACAUCCUUCAUUGAAGAAGCUGCUGGACAAUGACCUCUCAGACAAUGAAGCACAGGAUUUUUCUGUUAGGGAACUCUGGACUGAUAGCCGAGAGGAGUAGACAAGGUGGCAGUUUUAUAUAACAAACUGCUCCAGCCAAGUUUAUGGACUUUGUUACAUUAUUUAGUUAUUCAUCUUUCCCUUUUGCUAGAGUAAAAUUUGAUUUGACUUACUGUACAAAAGGUGCUAAAUUUGUUAAACUUAUCUAAAGGAAGCACAGCUUAUCACAUGAUUUGUAAAAUAACACUUGUAAUAUUAAGAAGGCCAAAUAUUUACCAAAAUCAUAAUCCUGUUCUUUUUUUCCAACACGUUUUACAAAUGUGAUCAUUAUGGAUGGGAGACAAUGUGUUUUCCAUUUGGAUAUUUGUUCUUGCACAUAAUAAAGAAAAUAUGCAUACACACUCAUUUCCUUGAAAGAAAUACAUAUUUUCCUAUAAAUGUUGUACAUCAUUUAUGUAUUGUGGAUGUUAACUACUUAUAUAAACGUUAAAUACUUUAAUGUUGUGGUUUGUUACAAGAAUGUUCUAACAUGAAAGAUCAAAAGCUAUAAUGAAUGCAAAAUUACAUGUUUAAGCAGAUUAUCAUUUAUCAAAAGCAACUUACAAGGGAUAAAUACAUACUUUUGAACUA
Molecule: messenger RNA, 3083 nt
Organism: Girardinichthys multiradiatus
Lineage: Eukaryota; Metazoa; Chordata; Actinopteri; Cyprinodontiformes; Goodeidae
Exons: 16
Coding region: 185-2428 (747 amino acids)
Source: RefSeq, a predicted model, not a curated record